AUGGCGCGGCAAGAGUCCACACAGCUUGGCACCAAAGCUGUCGCAGGAGUUGUGGGCCCACCUGACAGCCAGCGCGCAAAAGGGUUUUUCAGUCCCGGGGGUUUUAAACGACACGGGCGUGGAGAUAUGGAGAGGGGGGUUAACUACGGAGAUGAGAUCCUCGUCGGGGUGGAAGAUGCCAAGGAGGAGAAGUUUGAGCUCGGCGAGUGGAGUCGAUGGGCGCACUGCUUCAACGGGUCGGCUGUCUGCGGAAUCGAGAUUCGUUACGAAGAGCCUUAUGUGGGUGACGACGCAGCUGUGACUGAUUUGGUAAUGUACUGUUGCGACAUGGGUGCCUUGGACGAGGAGGAGACAGAAGCAUGAAGUGUGAAGGAGGGUGUGCGUUGUACUCACCCAUGCAGAGCGUGUUCUUGGUUGAAUUAAAGGGGGAAAAACUACG
This is a messenger RNA of Penaeus monodon (black tiger shrimp), 439 nucleotides long. RefSeq lists its product as uncharacterized. The coding region runs from base 1 to 363 and encodes 120 amino acids. The record is from RefSeq and is a predicted model, not a curated record. NCBI's taxonomy places the organism in Eukaryota, Metazoa, Arthropoda, Malacostraca, Decapoda, Penaeidae. The transcript has 4 exons.